Molecule: messenger RNA, 267 nt
Organism: Sparassis crispa
Lineage: Eukaryota; Fungi; Basidiomycota; Agaricomycetes; Polyporales; Sparassidaceae
Exons: 2
Coding region: 1-267 (88 amino acids)
Source: RefSeq, a predicted model, not a curated record
AUGUCUGCUCCUCUCAAAGAUGCGCAGCUCUUUUCCCUCAUGCUCGCGACUGCGUUCUGUAUCCUAGGCAUGAGCGUCGGCAUCGAUGCCCUGGUCAAGUCCAUGCGGCAGAAGAACAAACUCCGCCACAGCACAGCUGCCGGCGUAUCCGUGUCCAUUGACACCUCCGACAUCUUCAACUCGGGCGUUGUCAACACCGUCAUCUGUGCCCUCCUCACCACCCUCAUCUCUGCCUCUGCACGCCGCCAAGGUCUCCACCUAGUUUGA